Messenger RNA from Oryza brachyantha (malo sina), 1970 nucleotides. RefSeq names its product pre-mRNA-splicing factor SLU7. The record is from RefSeq and is a predicted model, not a curated record. The coding region runs from base 125 to 1732 and encodes 535 amino acids. Gene Ontology annotation, molecular function: pre-mRNA 3'-splice site binding. Lineage: Eukaryota; Viridiplantae; Streptophyta; Magnoliopsida; Poales; Poaceae. Gene Ontology annotation, biological process: mRNA splicing, via spliceosome. Gene Ontology annotation, cellular component: spliceosomal complex. The transcript is spliced from 8 exons.
UCCUCGUCGUCGUCGUCGUCGUCGAGUCAUCUCGCCGCCGUUCGCCGCCGCGUCGCGCAGCCCGAGCCGAGAUCCCUCCUCCCCCCCGGGCCGGAGAAGCGGAGAUAAGGCGAAGGGGACCGCCAUGGCGACCGCGUCAGUGUCGUUCAAGUCUAGAGAGGACCAUCGGAAGCAGCUCGAGCUCGAGGAGGCGAGGAAGGCUGGGCUUGCGCCCGCCGAGGUCGACGAGGAUGGGAAAGAGAUCAAUCCCCAUAUCCCCCAGUACAUGUCCUCGGCCCCAUGGUAUCUUAACGCCGAUAAGCCGAGUUUGAAGCAUCAACGGAAUUGGAAAUCAGACCCAAAUUACACCAAGUCAUGGUAUGAUAGGGGUGCUAAACUUUUCCAGGCUAACAAGUACAGGAAAGGAGCUUGUGAGAACUGUGGAGCCAUGACUCAUGACAAGAAGUCAUGCAUGGAGCGGCCUCGAAGUGUGGGAGCUAAAUGGACCAAUAUCAACAUAGCACCAGAUGAGAAAGUGGAGUCAUUUGAGCUAGAUUAUGAUGGGAAGCGUGAUCGCUGGAAUGGUUACGACCCAUCAACCUACACUCGUGUUAUUGCGGAUUAUGAAGCUAGAGAAGAGGCUAGGAAAAAGUAUCUGAAGGAGCAACAGCUCAAAAAACUUGAGGAGAAGGAUGGUGAGGAUGGUGUUGAGAAUGCGGCUAGUGAGGAGGAUGAAGAAGAUGGUCUGAAGAUAGAUGAGGCUAAAGUUGAUGAGAGUGCUCAAAUGGAUUUUGCUAAGGUAGAGAAGCGUGUGCGUACAACAGGUGGUGGAAGCACAGGAACUGUGAGGAAUUUGCGUAUUAGAGAAGACACUGCAAAGUAUCUUCUGAACCUUGACGUGAACUCUGCAUACUAUGAUCCCAAAACCCGCUCUAUGCGUGAAGAUCCUUUGCCAGAUGCAGACCCCAAUGAUAAAUUCUAUGUGGGUGAUAACCAAAAUCGUCUUAGUGGACAAGCUCUGGAGUUCAAGCAACUCAACAUCCAUGCAUGGGAAGCUUUUGAGAAGGGGCAGGAUAUCCAUAUGCAAGCUGCCCCAUCUCAAGCUGAACUACUAUUCAAGAGUUUUCAAAUCAAAAAGGAGAAACUGAAAUCUGAAAACAAGGACAAAAUUAUGGAGAAAUAUGGGAAUGCUGCAUCGGAAGAACCAAUUCCACGGGAACUUCUUCUUGGACAAAGUGAGAGAGAGAUUGAAUAUGACCGAACUGGUCGAAUAAUCAAAGGACAGGAUGUAGCUCUUCCCAAGAGCAAAUAUGAAGAGGAUGUCUUCAUUAAUAACCAUACAACUGUGUGGGGUUCAUGGUGGAAAGAUCAUCAAUGGGGCUACAAGUGUUGCAAGCAGACUAUCAAGAACAGCUAUUGCACAGGCUUGGCUGGAAUUGAGGCUGCUGAAGCAUCUGCAGAUUUGAUGAAGACAAAUAUGGCCCGCAAGGAGGCUGCAGAAGAUGAGCCUGUACGACAUGAAGAAAAGCGACUGGCCACUUGGGGAACUGAUGUUCCUAACGAUCUUGUUCUGGACAAGAAGCUGCUUGAUGAAGCCCUAAAGAAGGAGGGUGCGAGGAGGAAGGAGGAGAUGGAUGAAAGGAAGAGGAAGUACAAUGUGAAAUGGAAUGACGAGGUUACUGCAGAAGACAUGGAGGCAUACCGCAUGAAGAGAAUUCACCACGAUGAUCCUAUGAAGGAUUUUCUCCGUUAGGCCUCGUAUGCUCCACACUUGCUCGUAUAUGAGCACCGCACACUUGCCUUUCAGGGUUACUUGUGUAAUUUUAUUAGCUGUGGCUAUUUCUUUCUCUAAAACAACUGGAGUGAUAAUCUAGAGCUAAGAGCUCUCUACCUCUCUUCCAGGUGUUACCAUCUCUUGUCGAGAUGCUUGUGUUUGUAUUGAUGGUCACACUUUAAAAAUUAAAUGAUGAUAUGGAAAAAUGAGUUGGAUA